CAUGGGUUCCCUCUACCAAGAUCCCAUGGCCGCUGUGCCCAUGAUUGUCAUGGAUGAAACCAUUGGCCUGCGCGUGGUGCCGGACAAGAUAAGCCUCAGCGAUCCAGUGAUGCUGCGCCAUGUGCUCUGCUGCAGCAUUCUGCUGCACAAUCUCUUCCAUGUGGUGCUGUGCUGCCGGCAGUUGCGGAAGUGUAACCGCGCCGAGGAGCCGCCGCGGCAGAUGCGGAAUGUAAUGUCAGCGGCGGCCUUUCAGGCGGCCAAGGACACGGAAAUGCACGCCGUGGAGCGGCAGCUGAUGGGCUACGUCUUCGAUGCGAUCUUCAGCUGCAUGGAGCUGUACUUUGGUGUCUUCCACGUGCUCUGGGACCGCACCAUGGCGCUGUACGGGAACGUGGGUGAGAUUGUGUGGCGCAACUUGGCCUACAUGGCGCUGUUUUCCACGUACAUGGUGCUGCGCACCCUGCCGCUGGUCUUCUAUGAGAAACUGGCGCUGGACAAUCGCUACAAUGUGGAUCCGGAGCAGGCGCCACCGCUGGUGGGUGUCAUCUGUGCCUUGGCCUUUGUCAUUGUCUUUGUCCAGGUGCUGCUCAUCCCGCUGACCGCCGUCUUUCUGUACAUUGAGAUCUAUGGGGGCUACUACUUCGUGUUUUGGAUUUGGGGCUUCCUCUUUGCCGUCUCGCUGCUGGGGCUACUCUUUUUUACGCUCUUCGGACUGCCCUGCCUGGGCAAGAGCAUCCAGCUGCCCGAAGGCUCGCUGAGAACUCAGCUGCUGGACGUCCUGGAGGAGUUUAAUUUCCCCGCCAAUCGUGUGACGCUCAUGCACACCUUUCACAUUGCCAAUGCCACGGCCUAUGUGUGGGGCUAUGGCUGCUGCAAGCGUCUUGUGAUCCUCGACAAUCUCAUACUGAAUCGCGCCAUGCCGCUGGAUGAACUGCUGCCCGAGGAGCUCAACAUGGGGCUGAGCGACAACCAGGUGGCCGCCUUUGUGGCCCAUCAACUCUCCCAUUGGCGGCACCAUCAUCUGCUCAAGGGUUUCAUUCUGAUUCACAUCAGCUUGAUCAUGUACAUGGCGCUCUUUGGCACCUGCUACCAUGUGUACGCGAUCUACGAGGCGGCGGGCUUCCCCACAAUUUAUCCCAUUAUCGUGGGCUAUUGGCUGGUGUACAAGUACGUGAUGCCGCCGUAUCUGACCGUCUCCAAUUGGAUCAUUUUCUACUUUAUACGCCACUCGGAGUACACGGCGGACAAUGAUACCUGGCAGCGGGGCUACGGCCGCUCGAUGCGGGAGGCUCUGCUCAAGCUAUUCGCCGAUCACUAUGUCUUCCCCUUCGAUGAUCACUGGUACCUCAUGUGGUACCGCACGCGGCCCUCCUGCCUGCAGCGUCUACGCAAUCUCCAGCGCCUCGAUCUGGGCACCAGACUCAGCAGAAUCGAGUUGAUUUGAUCCUUCCUGUGUUGCGAUUUCAAAUGCAU
Drosophila subobscura is the source of this 1473-nucleotide messenger RNA. RefSeq names its product CAAX prenyl protease 1 homolog. Gene Ontology annotation, molecular function: metalloendopeptidase activity. Gene Ontology annotation, cellular component: endoplasmic reticulum membrane. NCBI's taxonomy places the organism in Eukaryota, Metazoa, Arthropoda, Insecta, Diptera, Drosophilidae. The record is from RefSeq and is a predicted model, not a curated record. Gene Ontology annotation, biological process: CAAX-box protein processing.